Brettanomyces bruxellensis is the source of this 534-nucleotide messenger RNA. RefSeq lists its product as uncharacterized. The record is from RefSeq and is a predicted model, not a curated record. The coding region runs from base 1 to 534 and encodes 177 amino acids. Lineage: Eukaryota; Fungi; Ascomycota; Pichiomycetes; Pichiales; Pichiaceae. The transcript has a single exon.
AUGUCGAACAUUCCAGAUCUCACAAAGCCUUCAACGGCAUCACUAAGACCAGUUAUCUUCAUUGAUGAAGUGGCAAAAGAGCCAAUUGUUGCCUACUCAAAUGAAUCAACUGCAAUGCAGCAUGUGCCAUUAACAGGUGGUUUUGUGAAGUCAUUGGAUGAGAAGAACUUUCCUUUUGAUGCAGUCAUUGAAGAAGGUGGUGAUGACAUCACUUUCAAGGAGGGCAUUCCUAACAUUGGACAUUUGGAUUGUAACUUGUACUUGAGAUUCAAAGACGACCCAAAAAAGAGAGCAUACGUGAACUAUUCCGGUAUUGUUCACAUGGAUGGGGCCUCUGGAGAGAUUGUGGGUAAGCAGAAGUCAACUAUGACUUUUGAGGAAGGUUAUGUCACCUGUCAUCCUCAAUUUUACAUUAGUGCGGAUUGCAAGAAGGAAAGAUGGGUUGAUAGCAAGAAUUUCUUGGGCAAGGGUAGAUUCCUUAGAGAUGAAAAUGGUGUUCUCAAGGUUCAAUACUGGCUUUAUGCCUUAGAGUAA